UAUCAUGGCCAAUAUGAGCCUGACUUCGCUGCAGUCGCCGGACGCAGUUCAGUCGGAUGCCUCGCAGCAUCAGGACGCACAUCGACGGUGCUGCCGCCACAAUUACUUAUGUUUUACAUUUGGAAAUUUCAGGUUCGUCCAGUAGGCGUUGCCUGAUAGCCUACGAAUUGCACGCCGAAUUUAUUCCUUCAGCGGGUGUUAUGAGAUGUUCUGCAUUUGCCAUGGCAAGAGGUCUGUUUCCAUGGGGGCUCCUGAGAAAGCCUCUGCACAUCCAGGCCAGAUUCUCCUACCUACACAUGAAAUACCUGUUCUUCUCCUGGCUGGCAGUGUUCGUGGGCAGCUGGAUCGUGUAUGUGCAGUACUCCUCCUACACAGAGCUGUGUCGUGGGCACGACUGCAAAAACUCAAUAUGUGACAAGUAUAAGAAAGGAGUCAUUGAUGGCUCUGCCUGCAGCAGCCUGUGUGACAAGGACACACUUUACCUGGGAAAGUGCUUCACUGCCAAGCCCAACAGCCAGGUUUACUCAGGGAGCUGGGGAGACCUGGAGGGGGUUAUUAAGUGCCAGAUGGAGGUGGCUCCUCAUUAUGAUUUGGGAAAUGAGAUAGAGCCCAGAAAGGAAGCUGCAGCUUUUGACAAGCCCACCAAGGGGACCUCAGUGGAAAAGUUCAGAGAGAUGAUCCUCAACCACCUGAAGGCUAAAGUGGGAGACCAGGCCAACCUUGCAGACCUAGCAGCCCAAGUACUGUCUAUAGCUGAUGCCAAUAAGGAUGGUCACAUAUCACUGCCCGAGGCUCGCUCCACGUGGGCUCUGCUACAGCUCAAUGAAUUCCUCUUAUCACUAGUCCUACAAGACAAAGAGCACAUGCCCAAGUUACUGGGCUUCUGUGGAGACCUGUAUGUGACAGAGAAGGUGUCAAAUUCUCCUCUAUACGGGAUAAGACUACCCUGGAUCAUCGAGGUGUGGAUUCCGGCCGGCCUGCAGCGCAGCAUGGACCAGUGGUUCACCCCCUCCUGGCCACACAAGGCCAAGAUCUCAAUCGGCCUACUGGAACUCGUCGAGGACAUUUUCCACGGCACAUUCGGCAGCUUCCUCAUGUGCGAUGUGAGCGCCACCACUUUCGGCUACAACGACCGCCAUGACCUGAAGGUGAUGGACGCACGGUACAUUGUUCCUGAAGCCAUCUUCCAAGAGGGAAUAAGGCAGCAGCGCUGCGACGUGGACGAGGACUGUCUCUACGGCACUGACUGCCUCACUUCCUGUGACCUCACCAAGCACCGCUGCACACCUGAGGUGACCAGGCCAAACUUAGCCAAAGCCUGUGAUGCACUUAAGCACUACAUUCUGAGGGGAGCACCAUCGGAUGUGAGCGAGGAGCUGGAGAAGCAGCUGUAUGCCUGCAUUGCACUGAAAGGUUCUGCAGAACAGAUGGAAAUCGAACACUCACUAAUUCUGAACAAUCUUAAGACUUUACUGUGGAAGAAAAUCUCUCACACAAAAGACUCCUAAAUAGUGAGACCCCUCAAGAUCUUCAAUAAAAUGGACAAUCAAUUUCACUGUGGAAACAAAUCCCCUUUGUAUUUAACUGCUCUGACAUUUGAUCCUGAAGCAGCUGUCAAGGAGCGUCACCAUCAUAUAAACUUCAAGGUUCGGGAGCAAAACAAAAAGUGCAAUUUUUUUUUUGAAGCAAUGGUGCAAUAAAUGCAACAAGAAUGAUAUAUACCACAACAGUGAGUGCUUGCUUAAGCUUUUGCAGUGCACCAAGUUUAGGCAGUUUGUGCACAUCAACUUCUCAUAACAAAAGGCUCUGUUAACACACGGAGUCAAAGGAAACGACAACCUGCAAGUACAAAGUAUGUCAAUUUGCAGAAAUCAAGUCGUUCAAUAAGGUGGUUGAGGAGGCCACUG
Monopterus albus (swamp eel) is the source of this 1907-nucleotide messenger RNA. It is a transcript of the gene dipk1ab, whose product is annotated as divergent protein kinase domain 1Ab. Bases 57 to 1508 code for a protein of 483 amino acids. The transcript has 5 exons. The record is from RefSeq and is a predicted model, not a curated record. Lineage: Eukaryota; Metazoa; Chordata; Actinopteri; Synbranchiformes; Synbranchidae.